Molecule: messenger RNA, 1501 nt
Organism: Leptinotarsa decemlineata (Colorado potato beetle)
Lineage: Eukaryota; Metazoa; Arthropoda; Insecta; Coleoptera; Chrysomelidae
Product: sphingomyelin phosphodiesterase-like
Biological process (GO): sphingomyelin catabolic process; ceramide biosynthetic process
Cellular component (GO): lysosome
Molecular function (GO): acid sphingomyelin phosphodiesterase activity
Source: RefSeq, a predicted model, not a curated record
AUUUGCAAAAACAAUAUAUUUCAGGAUAUCCUUACAUACAUAGUGAAGAAUCAAACCAAAAUUGAUGGAACGAAAAUAUGUGCACUGAUAUUACAGAGCAUUGGUUGUGAGAAAGGUAACAAUUACGAAUGGGAAAUUGAAAUUCCACCAGGAAAUACAGUCAAAAAACCCAAGCCUGACGGAAAAACAAAGUUCAACAUCCUUCAUCUUACCGAUUUACAUUACGAUCCUUUGUAUACAGAAAAUAAAACAAAAGAUUGUGGGGAACCUUUGUGCUGUCAAAACGAUCAAAAAAAAGCUAAUAAUGCAAGUGAUGCUUGUGGUUAUUGGUCUUCUCCAGAGAACGCUGAUGUGCCUUUGCACACGAUUGAAGCAAUGCUUAACCAAACACAGUCUCACGAAUUUGAGUACGUCUAUUUCACUGGCGAUAUGGUGAGCCAUCGAGUCUGGGAUACAAGUGUAGAGAGCAAUAAGAAAAUAAUCACUGAAAUAUUAGACCAGUUUGUUAAAUAUUACAAGAAACCGGUGUAUCCAGUCCUGGGAAAUCAUGAAGCACAUCCAGUAAACGUAUUCUCUCCAGACGAAAUCAAUGGAUCAUUAUCCACCCAAUGGCUAUAUGACAUGAUUUUGGAAAAGUGGUCAUGGCUGCCGAAAGAUGAAGUGAAAGAUACCAUUCUCAAAGGAGGAUACUAUACCGUCCUAGCACAAAAAGGUUUACGAAUUGUGGUUCUGAAUAACAAUGUCUGCUCUACAGAAAACUGGUGGUUGAUCUAUGAUGACCGUGAUCCCUACGGACAGUUGAAAUGGCUGGCCGAAGUUCUCCACAAAGCUGAAAAUAAUGAAGAAAUUGUACACAUCUUAGCUCACAUCCCAACAAAAUCUUGCCUGAAGGUUUGGGCUCGUGAAUAUAGAAAAAUUAUCGAGAGAUUUUCGAAUACGGUAGCAGCACAGUUCUAUGGCCACACUCACCGAGAUCAAAUUCACAUUUAUUACAAUAAUAAGUCGGAAGCUAUGAAUGUAGGAUGGAAUGGAGGAUCCCUGAUGCCUGAUGAGGCAAAUCCAAAUUAUAAAUUAUAUACAAUCGACGCAAAAGUAUUCGAUGUAUUGGAUGCAGAAACUUGGACUUUCAAUCUUACGCUAGCUAAUGAGAUGAAGGAAAUUGAGUGGAAAAAACUGUAUUCGUUCAAAGAAGCCUAUGGAAUGGACGGUUUACUUCCUGCAAAUUUGGAUGAGUUAGUUAGGAAUAUGGCUUCAAAUGAUACAUUCAUAGAGUUGUACAACAAUUUUUACUACCGUGAUAGUGACUACGACCACACUUGUGAUGAAGCUUGCAAAAUGAGGCUGUUGUGUGAAAUGGUCACGACUGAACAGGGCAAGGAUGAAGUAUGUGAAGAAUUGAAGGAGAUCCGACAAAAUCUAUACACAUAACCACAUCCUUAUUGUAUAUUUUUGUGCAAUACUUGUAUGUUUGAAUGCAUUGAAAUUACAUAUAUUGAUAUUG